Messenger RNA from Zychaea mexicana, 771 nucleotides. Its product is annotated as kinase-like domain-containing protein. Lineage: Eukaryota; Fungi; Mucoromycota; Mucoromycetes; Mucorales; Lichtheimiaceae. Gene Ontology annotation, biological process: protein phosphorylation. The record is from RefSeq and is a predicted model, not a curated record. Bases 1 to 771 code for a protein of 256 amino acids. The transcript is spliced from 4 exons. Gene Ontology annotation, molecular function: protein kinase activity; ATP binding.
AUGUCUAGUUUGGGAGAUUACAUUGACUUUAACAAUCGACAUAUACCCGAGUUGGAUGUAUGGUCAAUCUUGAGUGAAAUUGCGCAGGGAGUCAAAGCUAUUCACGAUGCAAACAUUAUACACUUGGACCUCAAACCAUCUAAUAUAUUGAUUGGCGACUCAGGAUCAAUUAAGAUUGGUGACUUUGGCGUAUCUGUGCGAGAACCAGUGGACCUCGAUUGGGUCAAGGGUGAGGGCGAUCGGCGAUACAUGGCACCGGACUUACUUCGAGAUCAGUUUCAUAAACCAGCUGAUAUAUUCAGUCUUGGCCUGAUUGUACUUGAGAUGGCUACUGGAAUUGUGUUACCCGACACUGGCGAACCUUGGGAAGAGCUCCGCUUAGCAGAUUUCUCGGGCUGUGAAGAAGCAUUGGCCAAAACAUCACGUAAAAUGCGCGAUUUUAUUGAAUGGCUAAUGCAAAUCAACUCACGUGAGCGGCCUACCAUUGAUCAAGUAUUAGCCCACCCGGAGCUGGCAUCCAGAGUGGCAAAGGAAGAAGAUGAUGAUAUUAGGGGCAGUAACAACAAGGGUAUUCUUUUUGAAUACGUGCAACAAGUGAAGUCAAUUGAACAAGCAAGAUCUCCAGCAUCAUCUCCAUCAUCCCCCGUGCUAGCAGCGCUAGCAAAAAUCGAUAACGCGCUUGGUGGUGCUGCAGAAAACGAUGACGACGAUGACGACGACGACGACGACGACGGGGAGCUGGAUGAUGACGAAAACGCAUUAUUGCAUUAA